Saccostrea cuccullata (small rock oyster) is the source of this 1191-nucleotide messenger RNA. RefSeq lists its product as uncharacterized. The record is from RefSeq and is a predicted model, not a curated record. The annotation marks the transcript as partial. The transcript is spliced from 2 exons. NCBI's taxonomy places the organism in Eukaryota, Metazoa, Mollusca, Bivalvia, Ostreida, Ostreidae.
GCUGAUCUGAAAUAUAAAUAUAUGGAAGACGUAGAAUAUGCUAAAUCUUUGAGCAAAAACAAAUUGGCACCACCCCACACCUUGAAUUUGCAGAACCCUCCAGCUUCAUGUGAAGAGGAGCCUACCACUAGUGAUAAGCAAGGACAAGAGAGGGCACCACCCCACACCUUGAGUACACAUUGUGGUCCACCUUCAUUGGAAGAAGAGCCUACCACAAGUGAUAAGUCGGGACAAGUGAAGGCACCACCCCACACCUUGAAUUUGCAGAACCCUCCAGCUUCAUGUGAAGAGGUGCCUACCACAAGUGAUAAGCAAGGACAAGAGAGGGUACCACCCCACACCUUGAGUUUACAGAGCCCUUUAGCUUCACAUGAAGACGUGCCCACCACAAGUGAUAAGUCAGGACAAGAGAGGGCACCACCCCACACCUUGAGUUUACAGAGCCCUUUAGCUUCACAUGAAGACGUGCCCACCACAAGUGAUAAGUCAGGACAAGAGAGGGCACCAACCCACACCUUGAGUACACAGAGCGGUCCAGCUUCAUGUGAAGAGGUGCCUUUCACAAGUGAUAAGCCGGGACAAGAGAGGGUACCACCCCACACCUUGAGUUUUCAGAGUGGUCAAGCUUUAUGUGAAGAGGUGCCUACCACAAGUGAUAAGCCGGGACAAGAGAAGGCACCAUCCCACACCUUGAUUUUACAGAGCCCUCCAGCUUCAUGUGAAGAGGUGCCUACCACAAGUGAUAAGCCGGGACAAGAGAAGGCACCAUCCCACACCUUGAUUUUACAGAGCCCUCCAGCUUCAUGUGAAGAGGUGCCUUCCACAAGUGAUAAGCCGGGACAAGAAAGGGUACCACCCCACACCUUGAGUACACAGAGUGGUCCAGCUUUAUUUGAAGAGAUGCCUUCCACUAGUGAUAAGCAAGGACAAGAGAGGGCACCGCCCCACACCUUGAGUUUACAGAGCCCUCCAGCUUCAUGUGAAGAGGUGCCUUCCACAAGUGAUAAGCCGGGACAAGAAAGGGUACCACCCCACACCUUGAGUACACAGAUUGGUCCAGCUUUAUUUGAAGAGAUGCCUUCCACUAGUGAUAAGCAAGGACAAGAGAGGGCACCACCCCACACCUUGAUUUUACAGAGCCCUCCAGCUUCAUGUGAAGAGGUGCCUACCACAAGCUCCAGCUUCAUGUGA